Pseudozyma hubeiensis SY62 is the source of this 4659-nucleotide messenger RNA. RefSeq lists its product as hypothetical. Lineage: Eukaryota; Fungi; Basidiomycota; Ustilaginomycetes; Ustilaginales; Ustilaginaceae. Gene Ontology annotation, molecular function: protein phosphatase regulator activity; protein binding. The transcript is spliced from 4 exons. Bases 1 to 4659 code for a protein of 1552 amino acids. Gene Ontology annotation, biological process: Golgi to plasma membrane transport; exocytosis. The record is from RefSeq and is a predicted model, not a curated record. Gene Ontology annotation, cellular component: exocyst; cytoplasm.
AUGGAGAAGCGGUCUUAUAGAAGGUCGGACGUGAAAAAGUCCAGGAGACCGCUGAUUGUUGCCACUCCCAUUGUUCGUAUCGAGACAGCCAGCAACACCAGAUUCGUGUCGACCGCACACCGCUUCAUAGGUUGCCUCUUCUAUCGUGUGCACAGGCGAGAGCCAGAAGUGACUGUCUCCAACAUGUUCCGAUAUGCGAGCAGAAUCGGCGACGCUUCUCCACAUUUGGGAGAAUGUCGACGUCGAUCAUCGUUUCCGUCCCUACCACGCCAACUACGACCUCCAAAGCCAUGGCAUAACAUGCCACCCAAGGGAUCGGCCCGAGGCCGCACGCAGCAACGCGACGCUGAAAAGGAGCCAGAAACACCGUUCCAUCCCGCCGCCGAUGCCGCCACCUUUCGCGACCUGCUCAUCUUCGAGGAGCGCCUCAAGCAGAAUGCGGCGCGACUCCAGGCGCGAAAGCGCAAGUACGAGAUGCUGCUGUUCGGCUUCGUAAGCUUCAUUCUGUGCUUGUCGCACCUGGUGGUCAUCUCUCCACGCACGUCAGUGUUUCUGCAGUACAGCCUCGCAGCUGUGCUCAUGAUCUGCCUCACCACGCUGUUUUUGUUCUUUGCAAGUGGCAUGCACGCCGAACGCAUCCGCUCGGCCAACAAGUUUGUCCCGCAAGCGAAUCGAAGCUUGCGCAACUUCAACAUGUACCUCAACACUCGUGCCAAUCGCAUCGCGUCGACUGGCACCUCGACGUCGUCCAUACCACCUGCGCAAAACACCAGGGGCGAGCUCAUCUUCAGCAGCAGGGUCAGCCCAGAGUUUCGAGAGGGCUACGAAAAGUAUAGAGCCGCCUUCGAACGACGUCGAGCAGAAAAGAUUGCAGCAAAAAGGGCGCAGUCGUGGAAGCGUUGGUUCGACUUUGCGUUGGGCAAGUCGAGCGACGCAGCUACCAAGUCUGCAUCUUCCGUCACACGCCACUCCGUCGAUUCGCGGCCAAGGAAAAUUCCGCGGUGUGGCCGUCUGUGCGCGUUUCUGAGCUUAAUUGGCGUUUUGAAGGUGGAGGAGCAGCUGCACCGCAUUGCAACUCGCCAUUCACUCUUUAUCCUCUUCCUCCUUCUUGCCUUCCGACCAUCUUCCUACAACGUCCGCUUCACCAUGGAGACCACCUGGGCCCCACUUGUCCCAACAUCAAAGGGCUCAGGGAGGAUCAACACCUCUGCAGACACUGCCGCCACCACAACAACAGCAUCAGCCUCGAACCAUGUCAACGAUGUCUCCCUAGAUCCCUUCUCAAUAGGAUCUCUGCCGUCCACCGUCGUCCAGCGCAUCCUCAGCUUCGUUCCAGUGGCCUACCUUCCCAGCUGCGCGCUAGCUGCUAGACCUUUGGCUCGCUUUGUAGCCGAUGAAAGGCUAUGGGCACAAAAACUCGCUCUCCUCCAGUAUAAGCAAGUCCCUGGGCGGCACCUUCGCUACAAUCCGGAUCUCUCAACAGUCCCAGCCACAUCACGGGCAAGCAAAGAUGAGUCCCGCUCGAAUCGCAAAAGCAGUGCCAGCUCGUCCGCAGCCAGACCAGAUGCGGGCAAGCUGCCCAAAUCCCUCGACGCCGAUUCCACCUUGGCCGCCAACGACGACGACUUUGGUGAUUUCGAAGCGGCCACCAUCACUUCUCCAGAUGACGACAACUUUGGCAACUUCGUCUCCACAAAGCCCAGCUCGUCUGGCCACAGCUUCUCUUCCGCUCCCGUCUUUUCAUAUCGUGCCGAGUCGAAGCUUCCCAUGCCGAGCACCGACGCCGACUCAGCAUAUCAGACCUUCAAGCGCAUAGCCACCUUCCUCAAACCUUUCGUUCAAAGCCUCCUCUUCGAGACCUCGCCCACCGCCUCGCUCGUCUUUACAGAUCCGGGCCUUUCGUCGCUCUCAUCUCAGGCACAGUUGAUCUGCAAUGUGGCCCGCUUCACAGGGCCGCUCGUCCUCGGUUCCUUUGCCAGGGCCGCUCCGGCAGCGUCCGCACAACGAGACUCUUCCUCGGACGACUUUGACCAAGACCAGUGGCGCCUGCGCAUGUCUAUCAGCCAAGCGGCUGACUAUCUCGAAGGUGUCCUCCUGUCAGCUUUCGAGGGAGCCGAUGCGAGACGCGCCGAUGCGUUGCGUGCUGGCCAAAGAGGCAUGGACGUCGCCAAAGCCGUCGAGCGCGCCGAGAGCGACAUGCACGAGCAUGCUGCCCUGAUAUGGAACCUCGCCAUAUCCACAGCAGCACCCUCAGCCCAGUCGGACUUCCAUCUCGCGAAUUCGGUGGCAGCCGAUGGUGAGACCACCAACUUUCUGGCUCUGCUUGAACGUCCCGGUCAUGCCGCCGCCCUCAGCUUUCUCGAGAAACGCGAUUCGCUCUUCAAGAGCUCCACGCAUCGACCCGAAGCCAACUUUGCUUCCACAUCGACCAACACACGUCCUGCACUCGACUUCACCGCCAUGGAUGCUUUCAUGGCAGAAGUGCUCGCCAACCUGCAAACCGACGGCUCGCUGGUUGCGCGCGUCUUUCCCCCAGAGCAGCAGGUCCUGCUCGCAUUCGCAAGUCGCGUCACCAACGAGGUCGUGGGAGAGUACAUCAACGGCGUCCUCACAAAAGCGAGAUCGAUCGAUCUUCACAUUUAUCUGCAAGCAGCAGCGGCGACGUUCUCGCAGGCGCUCAAGGUGGCCGACACGGUGGAAAAGGUCGAACCGCGGCAUCCGGACUCUGUGACGCCGGCACGCUGCCGCGCUAUCGUACUGUCCAUGUUCGAGGCGCAUCUCGACGAGUACCUUCAGGAAGAGCGAGAUUGGGUGCGCAACGUCAUGGUGGAGAUCUGUAACGACAGUCAAGGCGCAAGCGGAUCGGCGGGUAGAGCUGGUGGCGGCGUCAAGCAGGGCAAGACCAUGGACACGGCUUUCUUGGCCAGCAGCAAUCCAGCACAGGUCAAGCGCAACGUCCUCAGCGGGUUCAAGGAUGUGCUGUUGAUGCCGGUCACUGUGGUACCGCGUGCAGCAGGGGCAGUGGGAGGCGCUGUUAUUCGCACGGCGGGCACGGGCUUGAGCCAGCUCAACCCCCUCAAGUGGCAGCAGAGCUCGGCGACGGGUGCACGCAAUGCCAGCGGUUCCAAUUCGGCCAUCGCCACACCUCAACGGUCCAGCACUCCAGCAGUCGGAGGGGCCGUUCCAGCAGCAAAUAAUGGAUACGUCGAUUUCAGCAAAGAGGUACUCGGCGGUCCUGAAGGUCAUGUUAUCGGUAGUGACGACGAGAGCGACGACGAAGGGCAUGGAGCGGUUGGCUCGGCUACCGAGAAAUUUGACGACUUUGGCGGCUUCGCUGACACGAGCAUUCAGAACGAAUGGAACGAAAAGAGCGCCAGCCUCGCCACCAAACCAACUUGGAACGACUCGAGCACCGAUACAAGCAUGGACGCCGGAGCCUGGGAUGCGAGCGUGAAGACGAAUGCCAGCACGAACGGUUCCAAACCUGCAGCAGCAGCAGCAAUUACAACGACGACGACAAACGAGUCUGCGGUGGCUUCGACAGAACAGCCGAAGACAGCUCCACUCAGUAACGGAUUCGAACGACUUCAACUGCUGCUCUCGCUCGACACGGCUCUGUCGCUGAUCCAAGUUCAUCGCGAAUCGCUCAAGAGGAUGGAAGCAUUCAUGGUGUAUCCGCCCACCACGCUGCACGGACGACGAGUUAAGGAUGAAAUGGAAGAAGUGUGCCUCUCCCUAUUUCAAGUGCUCGGAGAGCAGCACAUCGCACCUGGGUUCGACCAAGCCACGCAGGAGAUCAAGCAGUGGAAUCCUCUCUCUGACAGCGAUGACGACACCAGCGCCGAGAAAUCCCAGUCGACUUCAGCACAAGUCUUGCCGCUGGUUCAAUUCUUCGAACUGACGCACAUCGCCGAUACCAUCUCGCAGCUGUGUUCGGUGUACUUUUCGCAAACACUCGUGCCUGUUGUACGGUUGGACGUCGACGAUUUCCUCAACUCGGUGGUUCGAGCCAAGAAGUCAUUUGAGGCGAAUCUGGACGAAUCGGUUGCAUCGGGUCUUUCGGUGUCGGUGGACUUGUUGAUGAAGCGGGCCGAGUGGGUGUUGUUCUCGCAACGCGAUCCGAUGGACUAUGCUGGUUCGAGCAUUGUCGAUCUCGGUUCGGCGACGCUGGCGACCCGAUCGACACUCUCGGUGCUCGCGUACCACUGCUCUCUGCUCGUCGGAGCCACGGACCGCGAGAUCCUGGAUCUGUUCUACACCGAAGUCGCAUCUCGCCUGUUCCACAUCCUGACGAAACACCUCAAGUCGCUGACGAUCAGCCAGGUCGGUGGGUUCCAGUUGAUCUCGGAUCUCAACCACAUCGCCAGCUUCAUCGCUGGCCUCAAGAUCAAAGACCAAGACCUGUCGAAGCUGUACAACUCGCUCAAAACGCUCGCCAACUACUACAUCGUCGACGGCAAGGAGCUCAUCUCGCUACUGAAAAAAGAUUCGGGCACCAGCGGUGGUGUGGCGAGACAGCAGAGGGAGGACGGAUUCGUGUUUGGGCAGGAGGAGCUGUACGAGUUUCUCAAGAGUAGGCAGGAUUUCAGGGUGAUCGAGAAGCAGGUCGAUCACGAGAUUUUCGGGUUCAAGUUGAGCGAGGACUGCGUUGUCUGCUGA